This is a messenger RNA of Necator americanus (New World hookworm), 213 nucleotides long. RefSeq lists its product as uncharacterized. The transcript has a single exon. The record is from RefSeq and is a predicted model, not a curated record. The coding region runs from base 1 to 213 and encodes 70 amino acids. Lineage: Eukaryota; Metazoa; Nematoda; Chromadorea; Rhabditida; Ancylostomatidae.
AUGCGACCAAGAUUGUUAUCGAUCUUUAAUCCGGCUCGCGUUCCAGCGCCGUCGCAUCCUUCAGAGCCUGGAAAAUCGAAAACAGGUGUGCUCGAAUCCCUUCGAACGCCUCGUCAUCCUAAAGGAUACGAUCCACAAACAGAUAUCUCAAAGACAACGUCAGAGAAACGGACCACAUUAUCGCUCACCUUGAAACCACACGUAAAGCCGUGA